UAUUCCUUAUACAAGGGGAAGUGCGUGGGAGCAACCUCCUCCCGAUUUGGCGUCUUACUUGUUCAAGAUCGGAUUGUUUACCUGGGCAUGUCCCUUGUUCCUUCCGUCACCGAGUUAAUACUUGCAGAAUUUCUUUACCUUCAGUUUGUGAAAGAGAAAAUAUCAAAUGAUCUUGACAACGAACAGACCCGUUUUCAAGAAUCCUUCUCUGCAUUUCGCGGUGGUGAAAAGCUGAGUUAUGAGACAGAGGCCUUUGCUAUUUAUGAUGUUAUGGGGUAUGUAAAGCCACCGAUAUUCACUCUCUGCGUUGGUAAUGCUUGGGGAGAGGCUGCCUUGCUAUUGGCUGCUGGUGCAAAAGGAAACCGUUCUGCAUUACCUUCGUCAACUAUCAUGAUUAAGCAGCCCAUAGGGAGAUUUCAGGGCCAAGCUACAGAUGUUGAACUUGCAAGAAAAGAAAUGAAUAAUGUUAAAGCAGAACUGGUCAACCUCUUUGCAAAGCACAUUGGGAAGACAUCUGAACAGAUUGAAGCUGAUAUCAGCAGGCCAAAGUACUUUAGUCCAGCUGAGGCAGUUGAAUAUGGAAUCAUAGACAAAGUCUUGUACAAUGAAAGAGGCAGCGAAGACCGUGGAGUUGUUUCUGACCUUAAAAAGGCACAGCUGAUAUAAUUGCUGGUAGAUGAUGUCAGUGGGUUUUAACAAGUGUGAGGUAACAUGCAAUCGCAUGUCAGUCAUACAAGUUCUUAUUCCGAAUUUAUUUUAGGGAAAUAUGGCUGCCUUAAGAUUCAAACCUAGGUUUAGUUGAAUGUUUGUCAUUCUAAAUACUACUUGGCCAAUCCUUUGGGUUUUGGUGGGUUGAUGUUUAACAAGCUUUACUUAAAUGGAUUAGAACUGUUUACGUAGAGAACAUGUACUCUCAAUGAAGGGUUGGUACCUAGCCUUUUUAUAUUAAUUUGAUUGGUACUUCAGUUAGGUCCUUGCUAUCGAAGUGGUAAGUAACCCGUCCUGUUUAACUAAUUGGGUACCAUGUUGUCUUUCCUAACUAGUUGAUUGUCAUAUAGUAAUAGAAGUGUUUUAAGUACAAAGAAGCUGCCCAACUUUGUCCAAGAGAAGAUUGGUAAAGGAUUUUAUUGUGGACGAAUCAUUUAGCACUAUGAAAAAUGAAAUGAAAGUGAAAGUACCAAUUAGUCGGAUAGAACAUCAAUUUUUCAGUAAAAUUAUUGUGAAGAAACUAAGUAAUCAGAACUGAUAGGUUUUGCUCACUUUUUAAACACAGUUGUAGUGAAGUGAUCAAACGGUUGGGAACCAAAGGGCUAGCUUUGUUAUUGAAUUCAGAUGCAUAAAGUUCUGGGCUUGUGCUACCGUUUAGAUCCAACCCACUAGUUGGUGCUUUGGAAUAGCAAUUGAAAUAGUUUUCUUAGAAACUUAAGGGUAAAAAGCCUCAUCAAUUGUAGUAUCGACUGGUGGCAUAAAGGUACAAUGUUUUAGUUAGUAUAGCUUCCCUUCUUUGGUUCAGCCAAGGAAGAGCACCACCUGUCUGGUAAAAGAUGUAGACAGCCCUGAAUUAGGUUACAUCGUCAAGCACUGGGCAAUUGUCUGUGUUAUUCUGUUCUUUGAUUAUCAAGGUACUUGUUCUAUUAAUGGUGAGACUUCCCCAUUACUAUUGGUCCAUCUGUUGCACAAUUCUUUCCCGUAUUUGAUUUAACCUGGCGCUUCUUGAUUGUUCUGUGUUAGAUACUGAGAAAAAAGAGGCAGCAUAUUUAGUGGUAGUGUUUAUGACUUAUUGAUAUUUCUUUCUUUGCUUGCAAAAAUGUAUGAAGAUGAUGCCAAGUUCUAAGCAGCUCUGUAGAGAUAUGAACCGUACACAUAGAAAGAACACUCAGCACCAAGUCAAAGUUGAGUUUGCUCUUUAUUAUUUGCUUGAAAGUGGGAUAUAGCUAUUUAGAUUGAUACUCAUACUUGCACAAAGCCCCAUUAUUAUUAUUGUGUUGGCCACUGUUUUAGAGUUGGAUGGUGCUGUUAGUUAGGGCCUUUUUUAUUGACACUUGUACGAUGUAUUGCCAAUACUAUAGCUUGCCUGCUCUAGUGGUUGUCACCAUCGUACAGCAAAUUGUGUUCAAUUGAUCUGUGGGUUUAAGCAUAAAUUGGGGAGUGGGUCAGUCGAUUCACAUUGUACUGAAUCGACAUUUGGAUUGGACUCGACCUUGAACCGAUGCAAUUUUAAAUCUAGUUUUGGUUUCGAUUCUCAUAUGCAAGUUAAUGAUGAAGACUAGAGCCAUGUCAAACAUGUUUGGUUUUGCUGCCUAGGCUGAAGCUUCGGAGUUUGGAAGGUGCAAUGCUAAGAGAAGAGGCAAGCGAAGAAGCUUUUCCAGCAGCAGUGGAGAAAAAGGCUCGGGAGCUACCUCCCCCUUUGUUUUAAGUAUACCUGGGAAUUGGUGGUGGGGAAGCAUUUGUGACCACAAUGUACAAUGUUCUUCACAUUUCCUCUUUCUUCACUCUGUAUCCUUAGUUUCAACACUUGUCGAACUGACAUUGAGGCUUAUUUCUACCCUUGCUUCAAUCUGUAGUAUUUGUUGUUGAAGCUUUAGAUAUGAUUGAAUUACUCAGUAAUCAUGUCAUUAUUUCGUAAUCAAUCAAUCAGCAGCAGGUGGUUGGUUUAGUGGCAGUGCAGUUCUUUAUUGCUGUGCUGAGUCGUCUUCCUGAACUUGCAAUAUUUGUAUUGAAACAAGUUGCUGCCAAGUGCAAAAUGGACGAU
Messenger RNA from Linum tenue, 2752 nucleotides. The record is from the annotation of a GenBank genome assembly. NCBI's taxonomy places the organism in Eukaryota, Viridiplantae, Streptophyta, Magnoliopsida, Malpighiales, Linaceae.